Polistes dominula (European paper wasp) is the source of this 543-nucleotide messenger RNA. RefSeq lists its product as uncharacterized. The record is from RefSeq and is a predicted model, not a curated record. NCBI's taxonomy places the organism in Eukaryota, Metazoa, Arthropoda, Insecta, Hymenoptera, Vespidae.
AUGCCGAACGAAGAAAUGACAAAAACUUUGCAUUAUAGGAAUAUUUGGUUUCGUCAUAAAAACGCUCUCACAGAAAUCAGAAAACUUAGUACAAAUUUAGAAAUGCAAAGAGAAGAUAAGGAAAAGAUUAUGGAAAGUACAAUGACACAAUACAAAAACGAUACAAUGAUUAUCGAUCGAUUAAAUCGAAUGUGUUUAGAAGAUAUACAAAGUAUUGGUUGGGAAUUGAAACGAGAUAAGUUACAUGAUCAAUUAGAUCAAAUCAAGAAAGAGUUAGAAACUAUUAAAACUACGGAUUUCAAAACGAUAGCGAAUAUUAAUAGCAGAAGAAUGAAAACCGAAGCUCAGUUAUUGAGUUUAAUUAAUAAAUUCGAUGUAGAUAUGGAUGAAAAAUUAUCUGAGUAUGAAGAACUCUGCAAAACUUAUGAAUCAGAUGAGAUGGAAAAAAAUGAUUUAAAGGCGGCAAUAAAAUUACAAGAGGAUACAUACAACUUAUUUUUGAAAAAUGUUUUUGAUGAAACUUCGGAAUAUUAUACAGGUUAA